CAACGGAUUGCAAUCGUUUUCCUUGGUUGGGGUUUUCCAGUGCAGAGUGUAGCGUGCAGAGUGUAGAGACGCCAUGGGCAACAGAAAGCAAUCCGGUGCCCGCUGGCGGGGGUUCUUUGCUACAGCGGUUGUGUGCUCCUGGGUUCUCUCCCCCUGCUCCGCUUUUGGGGUCUCGCGGCAGGGCAUCGGUGCCCGCCAGCAAUGCCAGCAAUACCACCAGCAACAAUACCAACACCGACAGAACUCGGCACUCGGCAUGUCGCUGUCCGGAACCGAAGAAGACCCGGCCAUACUGGCGAUCCGAUCCCUCGCGACGUACCACGAGGGGGAAUGGACCGGGCGGGCCCGAUCCUUCACCGUCACCCCGGACGUUGCGGCGGGGGUCGUCAAGCGGAAGCUGUCCGAGGAGUACACCGUGGCGGUCCGGCUGGCAACCUCGGAGAUCAACAUCGAUCCGUCGACGGCAUCGGAACCCGACCUGGGAACGAUCUCCCUGUCGGAAACGGUCAGCUGGGGCGACAAGAUUUCCCACAGGUCCAUCCCCCUCUUCACGGCGCCCGGCGCAUCGCGUUCGGGGGCGGAGAAGGGGUCCCGAACCGGCCACGUGGACGUCGACGACGUCGACGCCUCCUAUUCCCUGGACACGACCAACCCGAAGGAUUUCCCCAGCAUCCUGGCGGGCCUCUCCGGAAAGAGCGCCAGGGACCGCCUGCAGUUCGUCGUGGAGCACUGCGUCGCGGCCGGGGAGGACCGCCGGUCUCGCUGCUUUGCGAUCUACGGCGAGGACAACUCGCUGCUCCGCGUCGUUGUCUCGGAAGAGGAACGGGUGGCCAGCGGGAAACCCGGGGCCGGUGCCUCCGGGAACCCCGUCGCGGGAGGCAGCGGCAAGAACGGCAGCGAAAGCGGGGUCACCAUGAGCGACCUCAUCGAGAUGCAAAACGACGUGGAUCGGCUGGUGGACAAAAUCGCGGCAAACGUGUACGACGGGACGUCCGGUGAUCCUCCGUCGUCGCAGGGAAGCCCCGCACGAGACGGCGGCGACGACGAAGACACACCGGCGUCCCGGCUGGAGAAACUGGGAAACGCCAUGGGACCCCCCAAGGAAGACGGCACGCGGGACCUGUCGCCCUACGACAUGAGCCUGCUGGAGAUGACAGGUGGGGUCUGGCUCGGGGACAUGAUGAUCCGGGAAACGGCCGACGUUGCGGCGUCUCCGAGCGACAAGGGACCGGGAAAGGGGUUCGGCAAGCCACCGGCGGCAUCCUCCGCGCCCCCGCCCCAGGAGCCCUCGAGUGCCUUUGGGACGUGGAAGCCGGGGGUCCAAAAGAUUGCCUACCGGUGGAUGUGGAACUUUGAGGAGGAAAUCCGUCAGACCGUCGACGCGGGAAAGUCGCUCGGCAGCUCGAUGGAUUUCCACCUGAAAAAGUCGCUGGCGGGGAGCGUGUGCCUCGACGAAAGCUUCUCGCGGAGAAAGGCCAAGAACGAACGCAUGGUCUACGUCGACUGGGGAGAAGACUCGGUGGGCUUUCUCCUCGGACCCUACUCCGUCCAGGUGCCGCGCUACGUGAACUUCGACCCCUCGGCCCCGACGGCGAGGGCGCCCGCGGUCACCAAGCCGUUCUACACCGAGUUUGGCGUCUUCCAGAGCGCCCCCCCCGCCCUCGCCCGGGGCAGCGACGGGGUGAUCGACGUCACCGAGACACCGGGCCCCGACGAGCUGUGCUGGUCGAAGAUCGGCAGGCUGUACAACUUCGAGGGACGAUUGAAGCAGGGGUGCACGUCGUUUUCGACCUUUAAGCGCUUCGAGCUCGAGGACGAUAGCAUCGACGACGACCAGCUCGACGACGAAAUCGACGACGAUCUUGCCGAGCUUCUGUAGUGCAGCACGAAACUUAAGACACGUUUUCUUGGUUUCGUCACUGUUCCAGACUCCGAAAACGUGCUUGUUGUUCCGGAAGGCUAGUGUCUAGCUCUUCUGACCUGACUGCUACAGAGAUAGUUUCUCUACAGAAGUUAUUACAAACAAACGAGAAACUCAUAC
Molecule: messenger RNA, 2041 nt
Organism: Pseudo-nitzschia multistriata
Lineage: Eukaryota; Bacillariophyta; Bacillariophyceae; Bacillariales; Bacillariaceae
Source: the annotation of a GenBank genome assembly